This is a messenger RNA of Striga asiatica, 477 nucleotides long. The record is from the annotation of a GenBank genome assembly. NCBI's taxonomy places the organism in Eukaryota, Viridiplantae, Streptophyta, Magnoliopsida, Lamiales, Orobanchaceae.
AUGGAACGCGAUGGUGAGGAUGAAAAGAAGGUUUUGGAGAGGCAAGAGAAGUCGAGUCAGUGCGACGCGAGGAAGAAAAAGAAACCAACUUGCCCCAUCUCGAGGUGCCGACGGGUGUUAACAUUCUCAAACACCACCACAUGUGAGAAUUGUUGUGUAAAGAUCUGCCUGAGCCGCAGGUUUUUGACCGACCACAGUUGUGAGUGGCUGAGACCGGCGUCGGUGGUGGUUACUCUGAAUAACACUAAAUUCAUGGUUGCUUUGGGUUUGAGGAGUGGGUUGAAAGCGGCGUGGGUUGAUGAGGCCGGUGGACGCGCUUCGACGAGGCAACGUAGAUCUCUAGAACUGAAUAUCCAAUGUUUGCACGGUGAGCAGCGGUCUAGGUGGUUGUCUGGUACAUCGAUUCAAAAGGUGGAUGGUCGACCAAACUGUUACCGCUCGGUCGGAGCAGCGCGGUCAUUGAAGGGUCGGCCAUAG